Molecule: messenger RNA, 4669 nt
Organism: Brassica napus (rape)
Lineage: Eukaryota; Viridiplantae; Streptophyta; Magnoliopsida; Brassicales; Brassicaceae
Product: probable respiratory burst oxidase homolog protein I
Exons: 14
Coding region: 1310-4072 (920 amino acids)
Cellular component (GO): plasma membrane
Molecular function (GO): peroxidase activity; calcium ion binding; NAD(P)H oxidase H2O2-forming activity
Source: RefSeq, a predicted model, not a curated record
AGUUCAAUUUUAAAUGGAUUUUCUUGUCAUCGUACUAUGUAUAUCACGUGAUACAAAUCAAAUUUUGUUAGAAUUUUCUAAUGUGAAACAGAGAUAUUGAUAUGUUUUGCCGGCAUAUACAACUCCCUAAUUCACAACUAAUCGAAUAACCGAAAGACGUACCUUCUUAGAAUACAACUCAAUAAUUCACACUUCAUCGAAUAAUUACAAUUACUUUAUUACCAAAUUCACUUUACGUCUUUAAACAAUUGAGAUGGAGAGGAACACGCUUUCAAAAACCCAUAUAUUUUACCUACAAUUUAAGAUAAUAUUAUAAAUUAAUAUAUUAGAAAUGUAACUAUUUUACAAAACUAAAUAAAUUAAAAUAUAAGUUGCGGACUUUUGAACUGGUCCUAGCACAAACGGACUUAAGCCCAAAUACUCAAAGUCCAAAUGGGUUAAACCCAAAAAAUCCAAUUUUUUGGAUUUAAUAAUAAAACUCAAGCCUAGUAAUUAAUAGGGCCGGACAGGUUCGGGCUGCGGGCUUCAACCUCAAUUGACAUAUCUAGGGAAAGUUGAUUUAACUUUUCAAAAUAACCCACAUCAAUUUUUUUGACCUCCAUUUUGUCAAUUACCCAUUUUCUUUUUUUUUCAUCAUGUAAUUUUGAACUCCGAUGUUUAGUUAAAACAUAGUAGACUUUUGUAUUUGAGUCUCUUGAUGUAUCGUACAUGCUUGUGCUUUUCUGUUGCUGGUAAUUCUCUUCGUCUUUGUAUCCCUCCUAGAACUUACUUGACACAUCCAUAACCCCUCAUGGAUCAUGCUAUCAUUAUCUUGGACCUCUUCCCGAACCCUCUGUGUUCAUUAAUCUUUUUUCCCCAGGAUUGUUUUUCCUCUGAUCUCAUGUAAUAGCUACUCAAAUUUGUAACAAAAUCUUGGUUGUAAUGUCCUCCUGAAUAUUCUCAUCUUCUAGUUAAUUGCAAAACUAAUUUAUGUGGAUUUCUAGAGAAGUCUUCGGACACUUCGUGCAAUUGAUUUUUCAAGAAGUUUUUUCGGAGUAAACUUAUAGGAAAAUGACAAAGUCAAAUUUGUGCAAAAUUUUGGUCUAAUGUAAAACUAAUAUCCAAUAGAAAAUAUUUCUAGAAAAAUUUACUCAAUUUUUUUUUUGUUCCAAAAGAAAUUACCGGAGUUCUAGAAAAAAUCUUCUAUGAAAAUCAUUUUUGGUUAGCCAAUUAGCGCAGAAGACGAAAAAUCAUUUUAAAUUUUCAAAAAAUCUUAUUUAGUCGCUUCUCUCCCUCUCCUCCCUAGUCUUCCCCUCCAAACACUUUUGAAAUGUCAAUGUCAUUUUCCCAUGACGACCGGUGGGGCUCCGAUUUGGCUUCUGCCGGAGAAUUCACCCAAAGCUUUCCAUCGCUGGGGGCGACUUACUCACCUUCCUGUGGUGAAGAGCUCCUCGAGGUGACCAUUGAAUUUCCAAGCGGCGUGCUAGUGAACAUCGACUCUGUUUCAACCACCGAUCCAGAAAUCACAUCUUGCUCCGCUUCCGGUUCAGGAUCGUCGGAGCGGCAGGUGGUGGCGAACGCAAAACAGUUCUCAAGGGAUUUGAAACGGAAGCUUCAGGGCAUCUCACAGCGUGAUGGCGGCGGUUAUUCGUGCCGGUCCGCGCCGGAGCCGGUGGUUCCACACGGAAGCGAAACCCCCGAUCCGCUUAUGUUAUGUCGUUCCGUAACAAAGAGACUUAACCGGAAUGGUUCAUGCACGCAGAGAGCUAUUCACGGUUUGAGAUUCAUCAGCAGCAAAGAAAACGAGAUCGCUGCCUGGAGUGAAGUUCGUGACAAGUUCGCUAACCUGUCGAAAGACGGUUAUCUUUGUCGGAGCGAUUUCGCUCGUUGCAUAGGGAUGGAAAAUGAAAAUUCGAAAGAGUUUGCAGAGGAGUUGUUCGACGCACUGUGCAGAAGAAGAAGUAUAAUGGUCGAUAAGAUCACCCUUCAAGAACUAUACGAGUUUUGGUACCAAAUUGCAGACGAAAGCUUUGAUUCUCGCCUCCAAAUCUUCUUCAACAUGGUCAACAAAAAUGGAGACGGUAGAAUCACAGAGAACGAAGUAAAAGAGAUAAUUAUAUUAAGUGCAUCGGCAAAUAAUCUAUCAAGGUUGAGAGAACGAGCAGAAGAAUAUGCAGCAUUGAUCAUGGAAGAACUGUCCCCUGAUGGGCUCCCCUCUCAGUACAUAGAGUUAAAGGAUCUAGAGAUGCUACUACUACACAAGGACACACCUCAAAGUUACAGCCAACCGUUCAGCCAAACAAGCCGAGCCUUAAGCCAAAACCUAAAGGAUAUGAGAUGGGGAAUAAGUAGGAGCUUGCUAUACUCUUUCCAAGACAAUCUGAAGAGGAUUUGGGUUUUGACACUAUGGUUAAUGAUCAUGGUCGUGUUGUUUAUGUGGAAAUGCGUUCAGUACAAACGCAAAGACGCAUUCCAUGUAAUGGGUUACUGUCUUGUCGUGGCGAAAGGCGCUGCUGAGACAUUGAAAUUCAACAUGGCUCUUAUCCUUCUACCCGUUUGCAGAAUCACCAUCACCUAUCUUAGAUCUACCGCUUUGUCCCACUCAAUGCCUUUCGAUGACAGUCUCAACUUUCACAAGACUAUCUCUAUAGCAAUCAUAAUUGGAAUGCUUAUCCAUGCAUGUAGUCACCUGGCAUGUGACUUCCCGAGGAUUAUAACAGCUACAGAUGUUGAUUACAAAAGAUACUUGGUUCAUUACUUUGGUGUGACCAGACCAACAUACUUUGACUUGGUUAAAGGUCCAGUGGGAAUCACUGGAUUUAUAAUGGUUAUAUUUAUGUUAAUUGCAUACACAUUAGCUAGUCGAAGACUCAGACGGAACCUAACUAAGUUGCCAAAACCAUUUGAUAAGCUAACUGGAUUUAAUGCUUUCUGGUAUUCACAUCACUUGCUUCUAGCUGUUUACGUCUUGUUGAUCAUUCACGGUGUUUCCCUCUUUCUCGAGCAGACAUGGUACCACCAGACGAUAUGGAUGUAUCUUGCUUGUCCAGUUUUACUCUAUGGUGGUGAAAGGAUGCUGAGAUUCUUCCGUUCCAGGCUUUACCGCGUUGAGACCUGCAAGGUUGUAAUUUACCCCGGAAACGUUAUUGUGCUACACAUGUCUAAGCCUACAUCAUUUGAGUACAAGAGUGGACAAUAUAUAUUUGUUCAGUGUCCUGCUGUAUCAAAAUUUGAGUGGCAUCCAUUUUCUAUUACAUCUUCCCCUGGAGAUGAUUACCUCAGCAUUCACAUCCGUCAGCUCGGUGAUUGGACAGAAGGGAUUAAGAAGGCGUUCUCGGUAAUAUGUCAAGCCCCUGAUGCUGGAAAAAGUGGACUACUCAGAGCAGACGGACCAAACAAAACAAGUUUGCCAGAGCUGUUGAUAGAUGGACCUUAUGGCUCUCCAGCGCAAGACCAUUGGAAGUAUGAUGUGUUAUUACUCGUUGGCCUUGGGAUAGGGGCAACCCCUUUCAUUAGCAUUUUGAGAGAUUUACUCAACAAGAUCAUUCAGCAACAUGAACAAGCUGAAGGCCCCUCGGGUAGCUGUAGUAACAGCAAUGUGUCGUCGGAUCAAAGUUUCAGUUGCUUAAACUCAGAACCUGGGAAUAGGAUUUCAACAAAUCGAACGGGAAUGUUGAAUACCAAGAACGCUUACUUUUACUGGGUAACACGUGAACAGGGCUCGUUCGAUUGGUUUAGACAAAUCAUGAGCGAAAUUGCUGACUCUGAUAUAAAGGGUGUUAUUGAGAUGCACAACUACUUGACGAGUAUGUACGACGUUGGAGAUGCUCGAACUACUCUUCUCACCAUGAUCCAAACGUUACACCACGCCAAAAAUGGCGUUGACAUGUUUUCUGGAACCAAGGUACGAACACACUUUGGGAGGCCGAAAUGGAAGAAGGUUUUGUCAAAGAUUAGCACCAAACAUAAGAAUGCAAGAAUCGGAGUGUUCUAUUGUGGAGGACCGAGUUUAGGGAAGGAACUCUCCACAUUGUGCCAUGAAUUUAAUCAAACGGGACGUUCCAGGUUCGAGUUCCACAAAGAACAGUUUUAAGGGUAAAAAUGAUAUGCACGGCUCCUCUACGAAUGUGGCUUUUGAAUCAAUCGAAUCAAGUAUAUUGGUACAUGUAAAAUUAAAGUUCAUGAUUAUUUCUUCGCUUCAUUCAUACAACAUUCUUGUUCUUCUUUUUUUUGGGUACAUUUAACUUUUAGCCAAUUCAUCAAGAAUAAGAUGUAACAUCCCGAUUUCUUGUAUACGUGAAAAUCUUUAAAAAAUUGAUUUGACUAUCUAUAUCAACAAAGUUGACUUAGUUUUUCAGUCACACAUCCGUUUAGAACUCCAGGGUUAAGCGUGUUUGGGCUGGAGUAGUGAAAGAAUGAGUGACCUAUGAAGAAGUGAUUCACGAUACUGUGUGAAUGAGACCAAAGUACGGAGAAAAGUCGGAUGGUGAUUGCAGGGUCAGUAAACAAAACUUUCGGACCUUAAAAAAAUUAACGCACCGCCUGUCGUACAGGAUUGGACCCACAGGCCGAGAAAGCAGGCAUGGGUGUCUUAUUAGCCGUGGACGGUCGGAGCGUUGCAUAAGAAUCUAAAACAAAGGGUGAAAAGAGUACAUAAAGUUAAGGUCUAGAAGCGUAGGCCAACCUCAAC